AUGACGGCCGCUCUGAGGACAGUGUACGCCGCUCUGAUGCUCGUGUCCAGUGUGGCGUGCGUGUGCGGGAACCUCCUCCUCCUGGCGGUGCUUCUGCUCAACAAGGAGCUGCGCUCUGAAACCACGGGUCUCGUCGUGAGCUUCAGCGUCAGCGACCUCGCCCUCGGACUCUCCGCCCUCCCGCUCGCCGCCCACACCAGCCUGACGCGGCCGUCCGGUUACCCCGGCGCCGGCGUCUUCUGUCAGGGCAGCGGCUUCCUCUUCCUGCUGCUGCUCACCUCGUCCAUUCACUCGCUCACCUGGGCCACCGUGGACAAGUUCACUGAGAUCUGUUUCGCCCUCAGCUACAGUCGCAUCUGGACGAGGGGGCGGAGUCGGGCGGUCCUGCUGGCGGUCUGGCUCUUCUGCGUGCUGAACGCAGCGCUGCCCCUGGUGGGCUUCGGCAGCUACGACUACAGCGAGCGGCGUUUCCUGUGCUGCCCGAGCUUCGGGCCGGAGAACUGCGUCUUCGUGUUACUGUGGAUAUCGCUGGGGAUCGCGGCGCCGAUCGUCACCACUUGCUCUCUGUACGGAUACAUGGUGUACACGGCGAGGAAACAGGCACGCAGGGGAACGUUUGUGUGCAAUGAGCUGCACUGCUUCUACGUCCCCGCUAACGUUUACCUGAGGAGCUCUGUGGUCAUGGUCGCCACCUCAGCUUGUCUUCUGCUCUGCUGGACACCCUUCAUCUGUGUGUGUUUGUAUGAGACACUCAGUGGUCAACAGACUCCGCCCCUGACCUGUGCCCUGUCAGUCUGGUUGGUUCUGACCAGCUCCGCCCUCAACUCGUGGAUCACCUGCAUGACGCAGACGUAA
Solea senegalensis (Senegalese sole) is the source of this 855-nucleotide messenger RNA. Its product is annotated as melatonin receptor type 1B-like. Gene Ontology annotation, cellular component: membrane. Gene Ontology annotation, molecular function: G protein-coupled receptor activity. The record is from RefSeq and is a predicted model, not a curated record. Bases 1 to 855 code for a protein of 284 amino acids. Lineage: Eukaryota; Metazoa; Chordata; Actinopteri; Pleuronectiformes; Soleidae. Gene Ontology annotation, biological process: G protein-coupled receptor signaling pathway. The transcript has 2 exons.